Messenger RNA from Lactuca virosa, 1206 nucleotides. The record is from the annotation of a GenBank genome assembly. NCBI's taxonomy places the organism in Eukaryota, Viridiplantae, Streptophyta, Magnoliopsida, Asterales, Asteraceae.
AUGAAUAGAUUUGGGAAAAAUAUGAGGUUCUGGGGAAUAAUUCAUAGUCAAGGGCAUGUGUUUGAGGCCAAAAGAGGGUGUGACAGUUAUAAGGUGGACUUAGAUGAUAUGACAUGUUCAUGUAGGCUGUGGGAUUUGGCUGGCAUCCCUUGUGUGCAUGCAAAUGCAGCAAUUAAUUUUAUCCAUCAAACACCAGAUGCAUACAUCAAUGCAUACUUCUCUAAAGAGAAAUUUAGGCAAUGUUACUCAACAAACAUUGAACCUGUUAAUGGCAGCAAUCUUUGGGCCCAAACUGAAUACAUUAAGCCAUUGCCUCCAAUGUCUAGGAGGAUGCCUGGUAGGCCUGCUACCAAAAGAAAGAGGCAUGCCAGUGAGAAGGAGAGCAAGUUUUCAACAACAAAAGUGAAGGUUGCAAGAACUACCAGAUGUGGUAAUUGUUUGGAAUAUGGUCAUAACAAGAGGGCAUGUAAGAAUGAGAGAAAACAAUAUGUGCCUCCCCUACCAAAGAAGACAGGAAGGCCAAGAAAACAUCCCAUCCCCCAUGUGUCUACAAGCCCUGGUCAACCAAAUGUCCCAAGUCAACCUUCAUGCUCUAACACAGUGAGGAUGAGUCCAAGAAAACAUAACACAUUGAGGAUGAGUCCCAGAAAACAUCAGCAACAGGCAGGUUCUAAAAGAUUUAGGAGAAAUAGUAUUGAUGUACCAAGGAAGAAGUUGUGCACAAGGAGAGGUGGUGGGAGGAUUGGUUCUGCAACUAUAGGUACUCAAGAGAGUGUGGUUCAACAAGUUCCAGUUGUUGAUGAGGGUGAAAAUGUGAUGGGUGAUAAUGUGGGUCAAAGUGUGGUUCAACAAGUUCCAGUUCUAGAAGAAGGUGUGGUGCAGGAAGAAGGUGUUGUGCAGGAAGUUCCAGUAAUUCAUAUUCAAGAUGGUCAUAUGAUGCAAGAAGGAGAAAGUAGUCAAGCAAGUGUGAUGGAAGGUAGUGACACUUUUGGGCAAGUAGGAUCCAGUAUUGGUAGGAAGCUUAAAUCAAUAAAUGAUGAAAUUGAACAAGGUAUUGAUGCAAUUUUAGAAGGGGUUAACUUCACAAACAAAACAAAGUCCAGUCCACUAAAUGGUGACAAUGAGGUGGAAGAUAAUCAGUUUAUUGAGUUUACUGAGGGAAAAGAGGAUGAUAUUCUCCCCAGAGAAUAUACAAUUAGGACCUGA